AUGAAAGCCACCAGAGCUGAUACCCCGCCAGCUGAUGAUAUCCUGACAUUACGGAGAGAAAGAGGCAGAAAUGCCCAGAGGGCCUUCAGACAGAGACAGAUUACGACGAUCAACGAGCUUCGGGAAAGCAACGAAGCGAUGCGGGUUGCCAUCGCGUCUCUAACUCGCGUCGCAUCUCGGCUAGGAAAUGCGGAGCUCAAUGAUGCCGUGCAUAACGCACGGCAGGCUGCCGGCUUCGAUGAUGACACGGAAUGGACCGAUGGCAGCGAUGAUGGACACGCAGUGGACCCAAGCACAGUUGGUCAACAACGGACACAAGCACUCACUCUGACCGGCGCACCCUCGUCGCCUCCAUCUGGACAUUAUCGCACAGUGCCGUCCGGAACAGAAAAUGGACGGCCAGCUCAACACGAGGACAGCGCAGAAAACGGACAGCAACCGGGUUACCUGACCGGACGAAUGUCCCCACGGCUUGGGUACGGUCUCUGGCUGGAGCGUCCAGUUUUCAGGGUGAACAACCCUCCUGUCGAUAUUGUUCCUUACUUGGAAGCCAAUACCACUCUUUCUAGCGCCAUCUUCUGGUCGGGUCUGUUAUGGGGCUCCAAUCUUCUCCGGGCUGCUCUCGACGGUAAUAGCGAGGCCGCGGCGACGGCUCAUAAGGUAUUCGACGAGAUUAUUCCAAUGAAAUCUGACCGCAGAGUUCUUGAUGGCAUCCACGCUCGACUGAUGUUUCGCAAGCAGGGGUAUGUCACGUCUGAUCACCCCGGAUACGACCCUGAAGGCGAAAUGCGAAUGCAGGACAUAAUGGUUCGCACAUGUGCAGCUAAUGGAACACCGCUUGAAAGCUUUUUGCGGCCAGAUGGAGUCGAGGAUCUCUUAAGGGGCAGACUUGGAGAGGGUUAUCAGGUUAUUGAGCUGGGUUUGCAAGGCUUGGGUUCUUCGGAGGAUUUAUCGAGAGUCCGUAGAUUGAUUGAUAUGAUGAUUAGGAGCAGCGUGUGCUUAGGUGACGGGCCGCGGUUGAGGUUUGAGGCGACAGUCCAGAUUAUCGAGACUUGGUCGAAUAACUGGACUGUUUAG
Molecule: messenger RNA, 1077 nt
Organism: Fusarium vanettenii 77-13-4
Lineage: Eukaryota; Fungi; Ascomycota; Sordariomycetes; Hypocreales; Nectriaceae
Exons: 2
Coding region: 1-1077 (358 amino acids)
Biological process (GO): regulation of DNA-templated transcription
Molecular function (GO): DNA-binding transcription factor activity
Source: RefSeq, a predicted model, not a curated record